Messenger RNA from Closterium sp. Yama58-4, 369 nucleotides. The record is from the annotation of a GenBank genome assembly. NCBI's taxonomy places the organism in Eukaryota, Viridiplantae, Streptophyta, Zygnematophyceae, Desmidiales, Closteriaceae.
AUGUUUUGCGGUUUGAAGCGAUUUUUGCCAUCAGCAGCAACUUUUUCUAGAGUCGCCUCUGCUACCGGGAUCGUCAGCGUAGCUGUGGCUAAGCGAAAUCGCGUGGCGAAGCGGAUAUUCAUGGAGGAGCGGUUCCACCUCGAAUCAAGCUUUCCCUGCAUCAGAAUCCAAUCAAACCGCGCUGAAGCGAGGGGACAAAACCGCAGAGAAGCAUCAUGGCGUGGUGUGGAGGCGAAACCGCUGUGGCGAAAUCGUGGCGCGGAGGCGAAACCGCGGAGGGAGGAGCAUGGCGCUGAGCUCGCAACACCUGGCAGCCACGCUUCACCUCUCCCUCACUGCGCCACCCAGCAGCACGUCUUCAAGAGCUAA